This is a messenger RNA of Brassicogethes aeneus, 1495 nucleotides long. NCBI's taxonomy places the organism in Eukaryota, Metazoa, Arthropoda, Insecta, Coleoptera, Nitidulidae. The record is from the annotation of a GenBank genome assembly.
GUUUUAUUAAGUUUGAAGAAUACAUUGGUUUUAACGAAAAUUAAAGAAUAUAUGUGGAUUUUUUUAUAAGAAUUUUUACCAAGACUUUUUAUUUUAUUUUCUUUUAACCAGAGAAACAUACAUUAUGCUAAUAAAACAAACCAAAAUUAAAUUGUGAUUAUUGCCAACUGUUUUUUAUUGGACAUAUGUUCCUAAUCUAAAAAUAUAAGGUUUAGUUUUUAUUUUUUGUUUUAAUAAAAUGGACAACUCCUUAGCAAACUUUGAACUUUCGGAAAGCACUGUGAAAAUUGGCCCUGAUUCAGAAAAUGGCUCUGAUAAAAGCGAUGAAUUGGUUUUCCUGGACGAUAAGAAUUCCUCUAGCAAUUCAGAGAGUCUAGAAAAUUUUGAUGAUAAUUUACCAGCCACAGUUACAUUGUUGGUCGAUAAAGACACUGGGGCCAAGGUUUAUCUUAUUGGAACUGCCCAUUUUAGUAAAGAAUCACAAGAAGAUGUUUCUUUGGUUAUUAAUAAAGUACAGCCCCAAAUAGUUGUUUUGGAACUAUGCAAGUCCAGGACAAACAUUUUGGCUUUGGAUGAAGCUACGAUUUUGGAAGAGGCCAAAAAUAUUGACAUGCAAAAAAUGAUGCACACAAUCAGGGAGAAUGGGGUUUACAAUGGAGUCAUGUAUUUGUUGUUGUUAAAUAUGAGUGCACAUUUAGCUAAAGAAAUUGGGAUGGCCCCUGGAGGUGAAUUUAGGGUUGCAUAUAAAGAAGCAGCAAAAAUCCCAAAUUGUGGAAUUCAUUUAGGAGACAGACCAAUUAAUGUUACUUUAAAAAGGGCUUUAGCUAAAUUAAGUUGGUUUCAAAUGUUUAAAUUGGGCUGGCAUUUGUUAACUUCUAAAGAUCCAAUAUGUAUUGAAGACAUAGAAAAAUGUAAAAACCGUGAUAUGCUGGAGCAACUAUUGGCUGACUUGGCAGGGGAAUACCCAGCUUUUAGAGAAGUUUUCCUGGAUGAAAGGGACAUAUUUUUAACCAAUUCUUUACAAGCAGCCUCCAAAGAGAGGCUUAAAUCAUCUGCUCAACACAACAUAGAACACAAAGAACCCCUGAGAGUUGUGGGCGUGGUGGGGAUAGGCCAUACCCCGGGAAUCAUAAAACUUUGGCCCAAAGACCAGCAAGGCAACAUCGCGGAAAUAAUGGAAAUUCCGCCCCCAUCUCUAACGUCCGUUGUUGUCAGUUAUACGUAUAAAAUGAGCAUGCUGACUUUGGGGGGCUAUUUGAUAUACCGUUACGUUCCCAUACCGAAAAUGGUGAAAUCGAACGUGGAAGCUGCCGUACACAAAAUGAUAUCUAACAUUAAGAUUAACAGAAUUUAUUGAGAUUUUUUUCUUGUUUGAUGUAAAUAUCUAUAUUUUUAUAUUAAUUUACUUUUAGAUAUACAUUCCUGUUGAUAUUUUUAAGUUUGGAUAAAAGGUAUUUUAGUAUUAUAAAUAAUAAACGAUUUUGCAGUUUUUUUA